This is a messenger RNA of Amaranthus tricolor (Joseph's coat), 1973 nucleotides long. RefSeq names its product glutamate receptor 2.5-like. NCBI's taxonomy places the organism in Eukaryota, Viridiplantae, Streptophyta, Magnoliopsida, Caryophyllales, Amaranthaceae. Gene Ontology annotation, cellular component: plasma membrane. The coding region runs from base 374 to 1819 and encodes 481 amino acids. Gene Ontology annotation, molecular function: glutamate-gated receptor activity. The transcript is spliced from 4 exons. The record is from RefSeq and is a predicted model, not a curated record.
AGUCAUUACGAAAAAAUCACGAGAGUAAGAAUUAAAAUUGAAUUACAUUAAUAAAGUUGAGGACUAAUUCUAUUAUUCGAAAUAGCUUUUCCUCCAACUACACCAAUAUUUUAUUGUAUGUCUAGCUAUUAUGGUCAAGUGAGAGAAGACGGUCGUAUAUGUUACAGCGUAUAAGUUGUAUACUGCAAAAAUUCUUGUCCCUACCUAGAAAAUGUUGUCAAUUUGUCAUGGAAAAGUCUUUGUUAGUGAAUUACGAGGAAGAAUCCCAACUCUUGAAAAAAUUAAGCAUAUAUUUAAUGAGCGGAAAAGCUAUUGAAGCAACUGUCCUGGUAUCCUUCCAAUAGAUCAGGAAACACCUACAAAUUAAAAUACAAUGAUGGUAAUUUCCUAUUUGUUAAAAUUACUGAUAAUUUGGAAAUUUAGGUUGGUUAUGUCAUCGGAAAACAUGAUACAACACCAAACAAUAAUAGCACCAACACCAACACCAACACCAACACCAAUACCAACACCUACACCAACGAACGAGGGCGUUGUAUUGAGAAUGGCAGUUCCAGUGAGUCCCUUUAAAGAGUUUAUUAAUAUUAGCUACAAUAGAAGCUCCGGAGAAAAGUAUUUGGAUGGCUUUACAAUUCAAGUCUUUCGUGAAAUAAUAAAAGGUUUAAUCAACCCUCCAACUUUUGAUCUUGUUCCUUAUGCUAGAAAAGAUGGAACUAUUAAUGUAAGCUAUGAUUCCAUGGCUCAAGCAGUUGCUAAUAAGGAAUAUGAUGGAAUAGUGGGAGAUUUGACCAUAAGAUAUGAUCGGACACAGUGGGUUGAUUUUACACUACCAUACACAGAAACGGGUGUAACGAUGAUGAUAUCAACAAAGCAAGAAGUAAGGAAAAGCAGUGGAAUCAGAGUAAUACCUCUAAUCAAGGCUUUGGUUUACACUGUAUUUGGUGUUUGUUUUAUGACUGCCAUCAUCUUUUGGUUGAUUGAAUUUCGAAAUGAUAAGAAUAGACACUACUCCCACACUUCUUUAGGUUCCAAUCCUAAUCAUCCAGUUGGAUAUCGUGUCAAUCAGGACGAAUAUUGGAGAAGGGAAACAAUGCGAGCGAUAACACAAACGAGGCUAGUGGUGGUAGUGUGCUUUCUAGUAUUAGUGUUCAUAACAUCAUGUUAUGCGGCAAGCUUCACAUCAUUACUGACGACUCAGCGACCAAACACACCGAUAAAAACACUAGAUGAUCUUAUAAGACAGAGACAAAAUGUAGGAUUCAUGGAAGGAUCAUUCAUCCAACGGCUGCUGAUAGAGAAAGGUUUUUCAGUAAAUCAGAUACGUUCAUAUUCUUCAGAAGUAGAAAUGGUGGAUAUGUUGUCUAAAGGGAAUGGAGCAGGAGGAGUUGUAGCUGUUAUUGAUGAAAGUCCAUAUCUUAAACUCUUUAUAUCCAAGAAUUGCAAUAAGGGUUAUGCUCUUGUCCCUUCUUUCAAUCUUCCUUCCGAAGGAAUUGGCUUUGCAUUUCGAAAGGGAUCAAAAUGGCAAAGUGCUAUAUCAAACGGGAUACUAAAAUUGAUGGACGCAGGUACAUUGUUAAAUAUUCAGAGAAAAACCAUAGGUGAUCUGGAAACAUGUCAAUCGGCGUCAAAUUAUGAUGAUGUUGUUGAUCCAAAUGUGUUGGAUUUGGAUACAUUGUGGAUCAUGAUUGCCGGAGCCAUUGGAGUAACCAUUUUGGUCAUCAUUUUGUACAUUAUCUACUUUGGAACUACUUUUGAUACUAUUCGGAGAAGAAUAGCUUAUCCAUGCUACUUUUUUCCUUAUGACCAAGAAAGAAAGAAUUAGCUUCAUUCUACUAACUAAUAUAGUUUUUUGUUUACUAUGUUACUACAUUAGACUUCUUAUUCACUAUUAUUUUCCUAUUUGAUUUUUGUAUAUUUGUCAAUACCUAUAUUUAAUCUUAAUUGUAUCUCUAUAAUUAUUUAUAAUUAAAUGUUAU